AUGGCAAUCACCAUUCUUCCUCCCGUGGUAGAGGACUUUGGUCCCCGCCAGGAUGAUUCCGAAGACGAGAUGUCUAUGAACUCCGACGAGGACACCGAAAUGGGCGGCGUCUCUCUCGGCCGGCCAACCAAGCGGGCCCGACUUGGAAACAAGAUUGGAAUGGGAAUUGUGACACCCGGUGAGGUGGUCACGGAUGACCCUCAAUGGAUGAGAGGCCAUGGCACCUAUAUGAACCCCCUCUCUACGUCGAUCAUCGCCACAGUCGCCGGUACAAUCAAUAAGACCAAUAAGCUUCUUUCGGUGCACCCAUUGCGGGCCCGAUACACACCCGAGAUCGGUGAUCUGGUAAUUGGAAGAAUCGUGGAAGUGCAGUCCAAGCGGUGGAAAGUCGACGUUGCAGCUCCGCUGCUUGCCGGACUUCCUCUUUCAGCCAUCAAUUUGCCCGGUGGUAUCCUCCGUCGACGAACGAGUGCCGACGAGCUCCAGAUCCGGACUUUCUUCAGCGAGGGCGACUUGGUUGUUGCGGAGGUGCAGAGCGUGCACCAGGAUGGAUCAGCCUCGCUUCACACCCGUUCUCUGAAAUACGGCAAACUUCGAAAUGGUAUCUUCCUUGCUGUUACAGGUACCGGUGGCAGCGGAGCGUCCAGCACCAGCACCAAGGGCGGCGUUGGCUCCGGAUCGACACCGGCUGCUUCGAGCGGGACUGGAGGUGUAGUGCGAUCACGACGACAGGUGUGGACUGUGAACACCGCCAACGGCGGCGGUGAUGUCGACGUUAUCCUCGGAGUGAAUGGAUAUAUCUGGAUCUCCAAACACGCGGACGGAGCGGCUGCAGCCUCUUCGACCACCGAGAACGUCUCCAUUACACGCAUGGAAGAGAUGGUAUCGAGCUCGAUCUACUCCAGUCAAAACGAUGACAUUGCGCCGCAAACACGCCGGGAGAUUGCCCGCCUGGCACAAUGUAUUCGAGUCCUGGUACAAGGCGGCGUACGGGUGGACGAGGAAACGGUCAUGGGGGCCUACGAGGCUAGUCUCCAGGUGGAUCUGGAAGUUGGCGACGAUGAAGAUGACGAAGAGGAGUUACGCCAGGAGGGACGGGAGUAUUUGGAGGGAGCCAAGGCACGGCGCAUUCUGGAGGUGGUGAUUCGUGGGAAUUAG
Penicillium cinerascens is the source of this 1158-nucleotide messenger RNA. RefSeq names its product exosome non-catalytic core subunit RRP4. Lineage: Eukaryota; Fungi; Ascomycota; Eurotiomycetes; Eurotiales; Aspergillaceae. The coding region runs from base 1 to 1158 and encodes 385 amino acids. The transcript has 2 exons. Gene Ontology annotation, biological process: poly(A)-dependent snoRNA 3'-end processing; TRAMP-dependent tRNA surveillance pathway; exonucleolytic trimming to generate mature 3'-end of 5.8S rRNA from tricistronic rRNA transcript (SSU-rRNA, 5.8S rRNA, LSU-rRNA). Gene Ontology annotation, molecular function: RNA binding. Gene Ontology annotation, cellular component: nuclear exosome (RNase complex); cytoplasmic exosome (RNase complex). The record is from RefSeq and is a predicted model, not a curated record.